CCGUGCCGGGCGAGCGCCCGUCGAGCCUCCCCUGCCUCAGUUUCCCCUUUGCCGGGGCGUCACCACCGCUGCCACCACCGCCGCAGCCAUGUGGAUGGUGUCACCGCCGGUCGGUAUUUUCCAGUCCACGAAGAAGCUGUUCCUGAGCGAGCGGGCGGGCCGGGAUCGGACGCUGGAAUUCAUCCGGAAAAACGCUGCUAACGGGCUCUCCGUGGCCAAUCUGGUGGCGGGGCUCUCCUCCAUCCUCUGCAGCCUCAACAGGCAAUACCAGCACUCGUGCUGGCUGCUGCUCAUAGGGUUUCUGCUCGAUCUGGCCGACGGAGCGGUCGCCCGACAGCUCGACGCCUGCUCGGCGCUGGGUGCCAAACUGGAUGAUUUCGCCGACUUCACCACCUUCGGGCUGGCCACGGCGCUGCUGCUGCAGCCACAGGGUGUCCUGGACGGGCUGCUGACCAUUACCUACGUGAUGGCCGUAUUCACUCGCCUGUGCUUCUUCUCCAGUGGGAUCCCCUUCACCUACCGGGGGCUGCCCUGUCCCUACGCCUCCUCACUGCUGGCGGGCACCUUCCUGCUGACGGGGGGGAACGUCACCCUGCUGCAUGUCACCGCCAUCGUCAUGACCCUCUUCAUGGUCGAUCAGGGUUUCUACCCCCACGACAAGGUGCUGGAGUCGCAGCUCUGGAAGAAACUGGUUUAUGCUGGAGGGGUGGUGGCUGUCCUCUUCUCGCCGGCGGCGGUGGCUUCCGUCUAUUGCCUUGCCUGGUCAACAUCCUACAUCAUUUUCCCCUUUGCCAUCUGGAGCUGCAAAGCCUGACCCCUGCCUUCACCUAACGCCUAGUAAAGCCUUCCUCUUCCUCCUC
Messenger RNA from Phalacrocorax carbo (great cormorant), 860 nucleotides. NCBI's taxonomy places the organism in Eukaryota, Metazoa, Chordata, Aves, Suliformes, Phalacrocoracidae. The record is from RefSeq and is a predicted model, not a curated record.